Punica granatum (pomegranate) is the source of this 807-nucleotide messenger RNA. The record is from RefSeq and is a predicted model, not a curated record. NCBI's taxonomy places the organism in Eukaryota, Viridiplantae, Streptophyta, Magnoliopsida, Myrtales, Lythraceae.
AAAGAGUCCAAAUGAAUAAAGACCCGAAAUAGGGCCGCCGCCCGCAGCAGAGCCAGAGUGGGCAAGGAGAUGGAGAUCGGAUCAACGCCGGUGCCCCGAGUUGCAGUGGUAGUCUUCCUGCUGAAGGGAAAGACUGUGCUCCUCGGCCGCCGUCGCUCCGCCCGCGCCUGCCACGCCACCUUUGCUCUCCCCGGCGGCCACCUCGAGUUUGGGGAGAGCUUUGAGGAGUGUGCUGUGAGGGAAGUGAAGGAGGAGACCGGGCUGGAGAUUGACGGAACGGAGUUCCUCACAGUCACGAACAAUGUCUUCGCACAGGAGCCCAGUCCCUCCCACUAUGUCACCAUCUUCAUGCGGGCAGUGUUAGCUGAUGAUGGAGAACACGUGCCUCAGAAUCUAGAGCCCGACAAGUGCUUCGGUUGGGACUGGUACGACUGGGACAAUCUCCCGAGCCCUCUAUUCUGGCCACUCGAGAAGAUGGUGCUCUCUGGGUUCAAUCCCUUCCCUUCACAGAGAUGAUAGAAGAACUGCAGAGACAGUUUACUCUAGGCAUGCUUUAGUCCGAGCGGGGCUACCAUUUUUCUGUGUUGAUCGUGUUAUCUUCGCAUUUACGUUAUAUCGGCUUUGUGUUUGAGCGUAUUUGAUCGUGCCAGACACUGUUGUAAGGGCUAGUUAGUCUCAAUCACGAAGACGUACGGACUUGUGUAAUGAUCAAGAAACCCCUUCUGCUUGACGUCGAUUUGCGGGGGACUGCUGAUCUUUGAACCUAAUUAAAUGGUUUAGACCUCAACCACCGUAUGUUUGCUUGCA